Messenger RNA from Colletotrichum navitas, 1095 nucleotides. RefSeq lists its product as uncharacterized. The record is from RefSeq and is a predicted model, not a curated record. Bases 1 to 1095 code for a protein of 364 amino acids. The transcript is spliced from 3 exons. NCBI's taxonomy places the organism in Eukaryota, Fungi, Ascomycota, Sordariomycetes, Glomerellales, Glomerellaceae.
AUGGACCAAGCUUCUAGCCGUGCCGGCAACGUCGGCGAUGUCGAAGACAUUUUUGCAACCCCUAGACCAAAUCGUGUUCUUGCCGACCUCGAGAGUCUUCGGAGCACCUCGACCCGCAGCUCCAGGCAAUCAGCCUCGUCAGCCUCCCGUACAUCAUCACCGAGAAAACAAAUGCGUACCGCCGAGCGCGUCUCCAAGGGCUUCACACACGAAAAGUUCUCUCAAAAUAUGGACAAGUUGAGCCCCUCCCUACUCGGAUUACUCGAUAGGUUGGAAGCAAUUGAUAGCGGCGUGGGGUUAUUCCCUAUAGCGGCAAAGGAAGAGCUCGCGGACCUUCGCAUUCCCAAGCAUGCAUAUGCUUCGGCUGAUGGACAAGCUCCCUUCCUCCCCCGUUUUCCUGACCCUCGCUUUGUGAAGCGAAUCGUGAAGCGCGCUGCGGAAUGCGAGACGGAAAGGGAGGGCGAGUGUUCCUGGAAUAUGGACGUCCAUGCACCCUUGCUAUCGUGGGUUUGUCGUCCAGAUGAUGUUGCGGGUUUAAUUGACUAUAGAUGCUGCACGUCAGCAACGGUCCACCCCGAGUAUCAGCCAAGAGGCUUCCCGUCAAAGAUGGUCGACUUUUGCAUGGUUAUCCGGCCCCCGAGGGGUAGCGUUGAGUACGACACAAUCAAUACCAUUACCGACUCGAUGCCCGGGAGAUGCAUUAACCACAGCGACUGGGGCAAUUUUACACAAAAUCCCAUUGCUGUCUCAUUUGAAACUAAGCGUUCCGAAGAGGAUACAGAUAAGUCGAUUCUCCAAAUGGGUACAUGGCACUCAUGCCAAUGGAGGAGUAUUAGCAAGCUCGCCCGUGGCCGUCCUGAGCGCGAGCUUGGGGGUUUCCUCUCCGGAGUCAUUGUCCUCGGCCACGAAUGGUCAUUCGUCGCGAGCGUCCCUGGCCCUGCCGAGCAAUCCAUUCUUUAUUCCAGGCAGCGGAUGGGAACGACUGAGACAGAGAUUGGAGUGUGCAAGGUGUUGGCUGCGCUGCAGGCCCUGCAUGACUGGACCGCCACAGAGUACUGGCCGGCAUUUAGGGCCAGGAUAUUAGGGCUCCCAUAG